Messenger RNA from Zootermopsis nevadensis, 1913 nucleotides. RefSeq lists its product as uncharacterized. NCBI's taxonomy places the organism in Eukaryota, Metazoa, Arthropoda, Insecta, Blattodea, Termopsidae. Gene Ontology annotation, molecular function: interleukin-17 receptor activity. The record is from RefSeq and is a predicted model, not a curated record.
UUGGAGCCGGGUGUAACACAGCAAACCUCCCAGUUACCGUGCUUACCACGAAGCAACCAGAGAAAUGCGACGCUCUCAAGACAGACGUCGGCGUCUCUUUCGUCUGCUGUUUGUCUUCGCGUUUGUAAGGGUCCCCAUCGAAGGCAGAGAGUUACCCCCUACCACCUGUCACUACGAGGAAGACCGCGUCCAGAAGCCAUGCGAAAUCUUCCACAAAACAGGGUGCCCAGUGGAAUCCGCCCAAAAUUUCCUUAUCGAAGGGUGGGAAAACAUUGACAACGAGACGUCGUACCAUAACAUUACAGUUCGUCUGUCGCACACAGAAGGAUAUUUCAGAGAAAAAGAAAUUGACGAGUGUUGGAAAUUCAAAGUCAGCAAUAGGCCGUAUCCAGAAGAAUCCAUAAGCAUGGACGUGGACUUCCUUAAUGGCACAUUAAAAAGUAACAUACUACUCUUCACAGGUGAGAGGGAGUGCGAUUAUCUGUACAACAGCAAUUACACUAUUCAACAGUACGUUCGUGAUCGUGAAAGAAUAGCGUUUACACUCCAGAAUACUUCCGGAAUUCGAAAAGUGGACUUAACUCUCAUGGGUGGGGAGUGCGAAGUGAAUUGUAACGGAAGCAUCAACAACUGCAAUGUUUCCACAGAAGAUCGGUCGAUGGAAAACUUCUCAGAGCCGCAGUUCUUCACCAAUCUGACAGCUCGCUACUACUGUAUUCGCGUUCAACAUGGAAAAAACUGUGUCAUCCACACAACUACAAUUAAAAAGGAAGACCCACCACAACUACCGACACCCAACCCCCAAGAGCAGUCAAUCCACUCAGUUCUUCUUUGUUCCAUUUUUCCGGUGGCAGCGAUCAUUUUGAUGGUUAUAUUUUUGAAGAAGAGGUGUAGUUAUGGUACCACAAAACGACAGCUGGUAGAAACAGAAGAGACGGACCCGCCUACCCAAUGGAAAUACAUUUAUCAGCAGUGGUUGAGUAGCCCUUCCUCUCACACUGUGCUCCUCCUGUACUCCAGAGACUCUGCUCAGUUCUGCAAAGUCGUUGAGGCUCUCCGCCAUCUCCUACGGUCUUUCGGAAACAUAAAGGUACUGGACCCGAUGGAGCAGAGCCAGGUAGAGGAAGUGUCUCAGAACAUCUCGGGCUGGGUGACACAGCAUCUCUACAAUCCAGAGGUCAAAGUCGUGAUUGUACUGUCAGAAGGGGCCGUGGUAAUGCAGAACGCCCUCAUUAAUAAGCAGAUCAUUCAGUUGAGGGAUCCUCACUUCUUGGACCCCGUCUUCACACACGCACUGCGUCAAAUGCACGAAAACACGCAACUGGGAAGCGACUACAGAAGGAUAUUUCCUGUCAGAUUUGAAGACUUUACGCAGAGUGAAGUGUCGCUACCGCUGAUCGUCUCGCUCAAGUGCUACGUCCUCCUGAAGCACCUGGGCAGGCUCAUCGUGGAGCUAAGAAAUUUCGACACACAGUCGCAACCGGAUCUUGAAGACAUCCGAAGCAGUUGCCCACAAGAAAUAAGCCAGUUGGAAUCCGCCAUUACGAACAUGAAAUCAUACUGUGCCAAUAAUCCAUACUACGUUGAGAAUAAUUUCUCAUUAGUUGUGCCAUAUACUUAAAUGAAACAUCAGCUGUCUUAUCCCGGCUCUCUGAGUUCACAAAUGCGGAACGAUUUCUCAAGACUGUCAUAACUUUCGUCGUGUUUAAAAACAACAGCGACACAAAGUUUGGAGCAGUGGUAUUCAACCUGGGGUACGCGAAGACAUCUUAAGCCUUGUAUCGACUGCGCGCGGCUGCCUCGCGCACCUGUUCGUGCGCGGCAAACUCGUUCGUUCGCUCAUUGUGCUCGUGGUUACCAGCAUCGAGCGCGGCAACCGUGUUCGGCUGUGAUCGACGCUGUUCGUCAGUUCU